GGCGACCUCGGCCUCGGAGAGUCGUUCAUGGACGGCGAGUGGGAGACGGACGAUCACGAAGGGCUGAUCCGCGAGCUGCUGAAGCUGGAAGCCGUCAAGAGGAACCCGCAGGUGCUGGAGAAGGAGGCGUACUUCGCCGAGGGUGUCAUGCAGAACGACCUAAACACGAGGUUGGACACCAAGGUGGACAACAUGGUUUUGGCGGACGAGCAGGCGAAGGUGGCGGCGGUGGAGAUAUCGGCAGGAGAGUUGUACGAGGCCGAUAGGGUGAACCUUCGUCUCAAGAGCGAGGUGGAACCCGAAAACGACGUGAACUCUCUCGAUGGAUGGGACAAGUACGCGGAAGAGCAGGUGGCCGAGAGCGACGCGAUCCUGCGCAAGGGGAGAAGAUCGCCCACGAGGCCCUGCAGGUGGAACUCGCCAUCGACGCUUGCCAGCAUGUGGAGCAACGCGAACGCGAGGACCUGCAGAGGGGGGUUUGAGAACGACGUGAACCUGCAUGCGGUCAACGACGAGUACAGAGCCCAGCAGGAAGAGCGCGAACACGCAAGGAACCCACACAAUGUGAAGGACAAGCUCGCGGCCAAGCAAAAGGCGGGCGAGGGCGAGGCGACAGUGUAG
Prorocentrum cordatum is the source of this 621-nucleotide messenger RNA. The record is from the annotation of a GenBank genome assembly. Lineage: Eukaryota; Dinophyceae; Prorocentrales; Prorocentraceae.